AUGACGCCAAAACGACCAAAGAAAAGCGGCCCAAAGGGUGGGCCGGCGACUAAGAAAGGGAAAAAGGGGCAAGUCAAGCAAUCAAGUAUCGAGAAUAGUUCUUCCAAGGCUCCCGUUGUUGAACAAAAUCAGUUCAUCGAAAAUCAGGAGGACGAUUCUCAGGAUGAAGGUUUGUUUCAAAAGUUGCUAGAUCAACGAUUACUGGAUAUGGACUAUCCGGAAGACAGCGACACAGAGGAUGAAAAGUCGGUAUCAGACCGAGAUAAAAGGCUACUAUCUCAGCUAAAGAAGGGUAUGUCAAUUGCGCAACGCCGUGAGAUUCUUAGCAAGCUUUCUCCUCCAGCAAUUUAUCGGUCCAUAAAAACAUUGACAGACUGUGCUGCGGCAACGCCUGCUAUCGCAUCAGUACAAGAAAUGAAGAAAUGGUGUGAGAACUCUAUAUUCCGUCCAACGGUGAUGUACUUCCUGGAAGGCUAUUUAUGGCCCCAGCAAGCGAGCAAUAAGUCUUGGGGUCGAGGUGAUGAUUUUUCAACGAUACUUGAAAUCAUUACGGCCGAAGCUAAGAAUCGCACACGAAAUUUAACCAAGGACUUCAGUGUAGACCGGUCAAAGUGGACAGCCACUGAUUGGAGUGCAUCAGCUUUACAGCGUAUCUUCGAGGAAAAUGAGGCUACACCAAACGGACUAUGGGAUGGGCACAAUGCGUCUAAUGAUAGGAAAUACGCUGUUCUCUAUGCCAUCUUCACGACUUUCAUCAGAGAAUGCUCACCUUCUCGGUUGAUCGACACAUGGCCAUCGCUCAGCAUAUCUCCUGAAAAGGAGAAAGAGCUCCGUACAAAGUUUCCUCGUCUGAAAGACAUCCUUGACCAGAGAUCAGGUCGUUGGGAUGCUAAAAUGAAAGAAAGGUCCAAAGAUGGGCAAUUUGAGGAAGAGGAUGAAGACAAGGAGGACGAGAACGAAACUUUUGAGGAGACGAAUGAACAAUCUAAGACUAAAGAUAAGUAG
Molecule: messenger RNA, 1005 nt
Organism: Talaromyces amestolkiae
Lineage: Eukaryota; Fungi; Ascomycota; Eurotiomycetes; Eurotiales; Trichocomaceae
Exons: 2
Coding region: 1-1005 (334 amino acids)
Source: RefSeq, a predicted model, not a curated record